AUGGAUUUCAUUACCGGUUUGCCAAAGACACCCGAAGGAUUCGACACACUGCUGGCAAUGACAGACAAAUUCCCAAAGCAAAACGGAUUCGUUAUCAGCGAGUUCAAAGUGCCUUGGGUGGAUGAACACAGCAUCCCAUUUUCCCGGGAUACAGUCCGCCAUUUUGACCCCGAAUCUCACCUGCGAAUAUUGUUGGCCCAGCCUCUGAAAUAUAUGAAGGUAUGGAGUACUCCGUACGGUUUCCUCUCUACUUACAAGGAAACAAUAUUCCUUAGACAACGUCAUAACGGUGUGGAAUGGGUCGUCGAUUGCUCGCCAGUGAUAUUUGCAUCCGAUGCUUAUAUCAAAUCAAACCCGGCCGAUAUAUCGCCAACUGUGUCCCUAAGGGAAUGCUUCUUCCGUAUUUCCACUCUGGCAUUACCACAAAGAUCUGUCGACAACCAACUGAUGGCCUCGCAAUGGGUCGAUAUUUUGUGA
Messenger RNA from Penicillium verrucosum, 477 nucleotides. RefSeq lists its product as uncharacterized. The transcript has 2 exons. Bases 1 to 477 code for a protein of 158 amino acids. Lineage: Eukaryota; Fungi; Ascomycota; Eurotiomycetes; Eurotiales; Aspergillaceae. The record is from RefSeq and is a predicted model, not a curated record.